GAGCAGCCUGAAGACAAAUACAAACCACACGAUUUCUUUUAGAGUUUGCUUUAAUAUGGACAUUACAGAGGCUUACCCUAAUUUGUCACUAGCUUAGCCUAUCUUGCAGGGGGGAAAUAAUUUUUUGAUUGUAUAAUUCAGGCAAGGUAAAGUUGAUCCUGAAUUUGCAUUGGUAGGCUGUUGAUGUGUCAUGGUGUGAGCUGCGAUCAUGGGGAUAUCACGCAUCAUCCUUGCACUGUAACACAGUCACUGUUUCAUUAAUAAGGGCAUGACAAAAUAGUAUGCAGUACUGAUGUGUCGUUCAUGAAUGAUUCGUUCAUUUGGAAUGGAUCUUUACUAUGGCUCGGGAACAACGUGUUGUCUCAAGAGUGAUUCGUUUCCGGAGAGAGGGAUUAAUUUUAAUUAUAUUCUGUUGAAAUGAACUAAAUAACUUGGGGGAAAAAAAAGGAUAAGUUCAUUUUGCUGAAGGAGAUUCAAAGAUCCGAGUCAGUAAAAUGAUCCGAACUUCCCAUCACUAGUACGCAAGCUUUAGGAGACGCGUGAUUAAAUUCCUGGAAUUUCUUUUGCUUUUUAUUAUUGUAAAAGUAUUAGUGUUAAAAGAUAGCUAAAAUUACACAUUAGAGCGUAAACGUUUGUUUGUAUUUCUCGGCUACUUUGGUAGAGUACGUUAGAUUAUAGGGCGUAGUAUAGGGUAGAGGAGAGUAGAGCGCGCGGCUGUGAUUUAUGUCCUGACGCCUGAGCGGAAGUGGCUCUGAUUGGUCGCUUAAUGGACGUGGUGGGCGGGGCAAGCACUUGGGGCGUCGGCCUCAGUGGGACAGCGGCUCGCUUCGGGUCCAGGCGGCAGUCGCUCCUAUACACCUCCGUCAGCCGGCUUAAUGGCUCAUUACACUCCGGGGCCGUGUGUGCUUUCCACUGAGAUGGACUUUCUCCAGGCUUACGAGGGCGUACUCGAGAAAUAUAAAGAUGAACGAGACAGAGUGCAGAAAAAGACGUUUACGAAAUGGGUCAACCAGCAUCUCCUCAAGGUACGAAAGCACGUUAACGACCUAUACGAGGAUUUGCGAGAUGGACAUAACCUGAUCUCAUUGUUGGAGGUCCUGUCUGGUGACAAAUUGCCUCGGGAAAAAGGCCGGAUGCGCUUCCACAGACUGCAGAACGUACAGAUAGCACUGGACUACUUAAAAAGACGGCAGGUGAAACUGGUGAACAUCAGAAACGACGACAUCACAGACGGCAACCCAAAGCUGACACUGGGGCUAAUAUGGACCAUAAUUCUGCACUUUCAGAUUUCGGAAAUCCACGUUACCGGAGAGUCCGAGGACAUGACGGCAAAGGAGAGGCUUCUGCUCUGGUCCCAGCAGAUGACCGAGGGCUACGUAGGGGUCCGCUGUGACAACUUCACUACUUCUUGGAAAGACGGAAGGUUGUUCAAUGCGAUCAUUCACAAGUACAGGCCUGACCUGGUGGAUAUGAGCAAAGUAUCAACACAGUGUAGCAGAUCAAACCUGGAGCAUGCGUUCUCUGUGGCUGAGCAGCUGGGUGUGGCUCGGCUGCUGGAUCCGGAGGAUGUGGAUGUCACAUCUCCGGAUGAGAAGUCAGUCAUUACCUACGUAUCAACGUUAUAUGACGUCUUUCCUAAAGUACCGGAGGGUGUUGAGGGCAUCGGUGCAAACGAGGUCGAUGUCAAAUGGGUGGAAUACCAGAAUAUGAUCAAUUACCUCAGCCAAUGGAUCAAACAUCAUGUGUCCGUCAUGUCCGACAGAAACUUUCCCAGUAACCCUGUGGAACUUAAGGCACUUUAUUUGCAAUACCUGCACUUCAAGGAGAGUGAAAUCCCACCAAAGGAGAACGAAAAGACCAAAAUCAAGCAUCUUUAUAAAAUGUUAGAGGUGUGGAUUGAGUUUGGUCGCAUUCAUUUGCCGGAGGGUUACCACCCUAACGAUGUGGAGAAGGAAUGGGGCAAGCUGAUCGUGGCCAUGCUUGAGAGAGAAAAGAGCCUAAGGCCUGAGGUCGACAGACUUGAAAUGCUGCAGCAAAUCUCAGACAGAGUUAAGAGAGACUGUGUGGCUGGAGAAGACAAACUAGCCUUAGCACGGGCAUCUCUGCAAUCGGACAUAAAAAGGUUAGAGUCUGGGAUCCAGUUGCAGAAUGAGCCUGAAAUUGCAGGACACCUGCUGGAAUGUGAAACAUUGUUGAGGCAGCAAGUGGUCGACAUCCAGAUUUUGCUGGAUGGGAAGUUCUACUUGGCAGAUCAGCUUGUUCAAAGGGUAUCCAAGCUUCGUGAUGACCUGCUGACCCUCAGAUCGGAAUGCUCCUCGGUGUACAGCAAGGAACGCAGUCUGAGCACGGAACAGACCAAGAUGAUGAUCUCCGGCAUCACACAGAGUUUGAACUCCGGCUUCUCUCAGAACCUGAAUAUGGGUCUAAGUCCUGUGCUCACAUCAGGCUCUGCCCUCUCCUCCAGCUUUUCCCCUGCCAUGACGCCGGCACUGACCCCAGCCAUGACCCCAGGAUCGACCCCGUCUCUGAUACCUGGCUUGCAGUCUACCCUGAGAGUCGGAGGUUCCAUGGAGCCAGGGAUUCUCCAGCACAUGAAACACAUGCAAAUCCGCAAGCCAAUGCACAAAGCUUCUUUAGUUGACCCCAGCUUGUCUGAGGAAGACGUCAACAUGAAGUUUGUCCAGGACUUGCUUAACUGGGUGGAAGAGAUGCAGGUACAACUCGAUCAAGGCGAAUGGGGAUCUGAUCUUCCGACUGUUGAGUCUCAUUUAGAAAAUCACAGAAAUGUUCACAAAGCCAUCGAAGACUUCCACAUGAGCGUUAAGGAAGCGAAAAUGAGCGAGAUUCAGAUGACGCACCCGUUGAAACGGAGUUACUCGGACAAGCUGGACCUUUUAGAAAGCCAGUACGGGAGGCUAAUUAGCUCUAGUAAAGAGAGGCAGAAGCACCUGGACAGCCUGCGUAGCUUUGUGUCGCAUGCCACCCGAGAGUUAAUUUGGCUUAACGAGAAAGAGGAAGAGGAGGUAGCCUUUGAUUGGAGUGAGCGCAAUAGCAUUAUCUCCAGGAAGAAGGACUACCAUGCUGAACUGAUGAGAGAGCUGGAUGAGAAGGAGGGGGUGAUCAAGUCUGUGCAGGACCAAGCUGACAUCCUUUUACAACAGAACCAUCCAGCUAGGCUUACUAUUGAGGCAUAUAAGGCUGCCAUGCAAACACAAUGGAGCUGGAUCCUUCAGCUCUGCUACUGUGUGGAGCAGCACCUGAAAGAAAAUAUGACUUACUUUGAGUUUUUCAAUGCUGCCAGAGAGUCUAUGGACUACCUUAAAAGCCUUCAGGAUUCAAUUACAAGGAAGUAUGGGUGUGACCGUACUAGCAGUCUGCAUAGACUGGAGGAUCUCAUUCAGGAGUCUAUGGAUGAAAAAGAGCAGCUUCUUCAGUACCGCAGCACUGUGGCUGGAUUGGUAGGACAGGCCAAGUCUGUUGUUCAACUUAAGCCCCGCAACCCAGAGAACCCUGUCCGAACUUCCCUACCCGUCAAGGCCAUCUGUGAAUACCGUCAGAUCGAGAUUACUAUCUACAAAGAUGAUGAGUGUGUGCUGGCCAGUAACUCUCACCGAGCUAAAUGGAAGGUGAUCAGCCCUUCAGGGAAUGAGGCCAUGGUGCCUUCUGUCUGCUUUACUGUGCCUCCACCCAAUAAGGAGGCAGCAGAGAUGGCCAGCAGGAUCGAGCAGCUGUACCAGAAAGUUCUCGCACUGUGGCACAGCUCUCACGUGAACAUGAAGAGCGUGGUGUCCUGGCACUACCUGAUGACGGAUAUCCGCAACAUCCGCAAAAGCACCGUCGCCUCUAUUAAGACUAUGUUACCUGGCGAGCACCAGCAGGUCCUGAGCAGCUUGCAGUCCCACUUUGAGGAGUUCCUGGAGGACAGUGAGGAAUCGGAGGUGUUCACAGUGGCAGACUGCACUCAGCUAGAGAGAGAGGUGCUGGCUUCAAAAGAAUACUAUGAGGAAUUGCUCAAGUCUGCAGAGCGAGAGGAACACGAGGAAUCAGUGUACAACCUCUUCAUAUCUGAGGUGCGUAACUUUCGCAUGCGCGUGGAAGCCCACGAGGAGCAACUGAUUCGGCAGAUCCGCUCCCCUCUAGAGCGAGAUGACCCGAAGGCCAUUAUGCAGCGCGUCAUUGAUCAGGAGAGGAAGAAGGCAGAGUUAGACCGGUUGAACGAGGAUCUCGAGGUGCUAAAGGAGAAGUGCGAGACGUUCCUCAGGCAGGCUGCUAACUCUCCUUCGGUGCCCACGCUGUCCUCUGAGCUCAACGUGCUCACUCAGAGCAUGGCUCAGGUCUACUCCAUGUGCUCCAUUUACCUGGAAAAGCUGAAGACCGUGAGUUUGGCGGUGAAACACAGCCAGGGUGCUGAGGCUUUGGUCAAGCUGUAUGAGGGCAAACUGUGCGACGAAGAUGCGGUCAAUGGUGACAUCAGGUCUAUCGACGCCGUUAUGAGCACUCUCAAGCAAUGGAGAUCGGAGAUAGAUGACCGAAGAGAUGUCUUCCAUGACCUGGAGGAUGAACUGCAGAAAGCUAGAGCCAUCAGUGACCGUAUGUUCAAAACCCAUAACGAGAGGGACUUUGACCUUGACUGGCACAAGGAGAAAGCUGAGCAGCUUGGAGAGAGAUGGCGGAAUGUCCACUCUCAAAUUGAAAACAGGCUUCGAGACCUGGAAGGCGUCAGCAAGUCUCUGAAAUACUACAAGGAUGCGUACAGUAGCCUCGAUGAGUGGAGCAAAGAGAUGGAGGCCAAUCAGCUGAAAACCCAAGAGAACCAGCCAGAGGACAGCAAAGCUCUGGCUGAGUUACUAAACCAACAAAAGGUGCUGGUUGCGGAAAUUGAACGUAAGCAGAGUAAGAUUGAUGAAUGUCAGAAGUACUCGGAGCAGUACUCAGCUGGACUGAAAGAUUAUGAGCUUCAGUUGAUGACCUACAGGGCUAUGGUGGACUCUCAGCACAAGUCCCCAGUGAAGAGGAGGAGGAUGCAGAGCUCAUCCGAUACCAUUCAGCAGGAGUUUAUGGACCUCCGCACUCGCUACACAGCACUGGUCACUCUUAUGACGCAGUAUGUGAAGUUUGCAAGUGAAACUCUGAAAAGGGCAGAAGAAGACGAGAGGAAGACAUGUAUGGACAAAGCUGAAUAUAGGAGCUGUAUGGAUGGUAUGGAGCUGCAGAAAGUGGCAGGUGAAGAGGAGAUCUGCAGGCUCAAGCGGCAGAAAUCUGUUGAAGAGGAGAGAAAAGAGCACAGUGAUAAAGUUAGCAAGUUAUUAAACUGGAUGUCUGAUGUGAAAUCGAACGUGAACAAAAACGAAAAGGCUGUAGGUGAUGGCAAAGGCAGCACAGAGAGCUCUAAUAAGCUUCAGAUUCCUACGGAAGAAGUUUUGUCAAAGAAAGAACAAAUAACAGAAGCAUUAAGAAAUACACAGCAGAUACUGACCAAGCACAGUGACAAGAUGUCUGAAGAGGAAAAGUGUGAAGCAAAAGAACAGCUAAAACUCCUCAACCAGGCCUACGAUGAGCUCUCUCAGAUGAGUGCGCACCAGACACCCUCUGCUGAACAGGAGUUUGAAGUCAUCGAAGGCGUUCUCGAUGUGGGAAAAGGAGCAGUGCUGUCUGUAUGUCGCGCAGUGCAGAAUGGUCUCAUUGACCACUGCACUGGGCUCAGUCUUCUUGAGGCCCAGCUCAUAACAUGUGAACUCAUCUUACCCGAAUUCCACAUGUGCCUAGACUUGGAGGAUGCAUUCAAGCACAAGCUCGUGGAUGAGCCCAUGUAUAAGCAACUGCAAGACUUGAACGAAGCCAAUAAAUGCAUCCAAAGUCCACGUUAUUCUUCUGAACCCUUGCCGAUGGUAGCUGCAGCGAAGGAUGGGGCGAUUUCUGAACGUCUAGCUGUAAAGGUCAUUGAGAUCCAGCUAGCCACUGGUGGCUUAAGAGUGACAUACACUGGAGAUAGUUUAAGUCUCGAGAGGGCAUUUGAAAUUGGCUUAAUUCCCCAGUCUCUCUAUAUUCAGAUAUUACAAAGACAGAAUACCUGGAAGGAUUUGAUCGAUCCUAACACAGCUGAAAAAGUUUCUCUUAUUCAGCUUGUGCAGAGGAGCAUUGUGCAUGAGGAGACAGGGCUACGUGUGCUGGCGGUGAAAUCUGGCAUAGCGUUUACAUCUGGGAGAGAGGUCAGCAUUCUGGGAGCGAUGCACGAGGGUCUGAUAGAUCGCGAGACCAUGCUCCGGCUGCUGAGUGCGCAGCUCUUUGCAGGAGGCAUAGUCGAUCCUAGAACAAACUGUAAGCUUACAGUAGAAGAGGCCGUAGCUGAGGGUCUUAUCGAUCAGGACACUGCCAGUGGAAUUCUGAGCCACCAAGCCCAAAAUGGUGGCAUUGUAAACCCUAAAAACGGUGCUAGACUGACAGUCGAUGAAGCUGUCCAGUGUGAUUUAAUGAGUUCCAGAAGUGCUCUGUUAGUUCUGGAAAGGCAGAAAUGUUUCAUGGGCCUCCUAUGGCCUCACUCUGGUGAAAUCCUCACUGUCUCGAGGUCCACACAGCAUGAAAUCAUCACUGAGAAACUGGCGCAUGAUCUUCUGUGUAACCGACAUAAAAUAACGGCAUUUUACAUACCAGAGAACUCUGAGGUAGUUGAUAUUGACUCUGCUGCACAGAGUGGUUUGAUCAACGCUUGCACAGUAGACUUUUUAAAAACGAUAGAGAUACCAGAUUCGUUCCCUGAUGUAGAAGAUCUCAAUGACAGAUUUUCAUCAUGGCUAGUAAUGCGUGAGCUUCAAAUUGAGGGCUCGGAAAGAUCCAGAGAAGGAUUGGAAGCUAAUGAAAAGAGUACGAACGCCCCAUCUUCCUUGGAAGCCAAACAACUUUUUGUUUCAUUUUUAAUGAUGAACAGCUACAUGGACCCCAAAUCAGGACAGAGGCUGUUAGUUUUUGAUAGGCAGUUAAAUAAAAUGGCUAAAGUACUGCUAGAAAUGUCAGAAACUGACACACAUGCUAAAAUCCAUGAGUCCUCGCUAGACGAGGAUUUUCCAGAUGAUGCACACAUCACACACACUGGUGAAUUGGCAGUUUUGCAUAUUGAAGAGCCAAGAAUAGCAGAAGAGACUAUUUCAGAGGUCUCUACUGAGGGUGAUCAUUGUAUAAAAACGUCAGCUAUUGAAUCUGACAGUCUUACGUCAGGGUCAGGUGAAUUAUUUAAUACAUCACUGGAAAGUGCUCCAUAUAAAGCUUCAGCAUCUGCGGUUAAAAUAAAUGAAAGUUCAGUUGAGGAUACGUUUACAGACGCAUGCACGAAGCACCACACGAAUGAGAUGCAUAAUUCCUCAGUUCAACUUUCUAUAGGAACGCAUAUUUCACAGCAAUUAAAUCCCGAAAUUGGGAGUCAAACACAUUUGCUUUCAGAUGGAGAAAAGAAUGCGCCUUUGAGUGACAGAGAAAAUUCAGUCCAAGCAAAAGAUAAAGACCCCACACAGUGCUCUUGUGAAGGUGUGUAUGAUAACAAGCUCGAAAGAGAUCACGUGUUAUACCUUCUGAGAGACCAAGUUAAAGAGGGGGGCAUUUUAGACGCCACCUCUGGAAAGCGAUACAACCUUAAUGAUGCUUUUGAUAAGGGCUUCAUUGAUGAAGAGACCAUGUUAGAGGUGCUUGCACUCCAGCUUGGAAUGCACAGUGUCAUCAGAAAUAAAACCGCGAUCAUGUCAGUACUGAAACAAGCUGUGUCACAAAGCUACAUAUCGUCUCGCAUAGCUUUACAGAUCCUGCAGCAGCAAGAUUUACUUAGUGGUCUCUACGACUCAUCUGGAAAGAGCAUCAGUGCUAGGGAGGCUUGGGAGAUGGGUUUGAUUACUGAUGAUAUUGGCAGCUUUGUCCUUGAUUCAGAAGUAGCCCAGAAGGCCACCACUGAUCCUGAUGGAACGUGUGUUUGCAGUUUGUCUAAUGCAAAGAUGGUUCGUGAUAUCGAAGCAGAUGGUGAUGAGAUCCCUGCUGUGGACUUCAGUGAAAAAUGUCCAAGUACUGAAAAUGCAGUGAAUAGGUCAGAAGUAGUCACUCGUCUAUCAACAACCUCAAAAGAAAUGACCGGUAGUUUCGACUCGUCGUUUAUCUUAAAUACGGUUAGUAAUGAGGAGAUCAUUGCUGAGGAGGUUGGCGGAAUCUGUCCAAGUACUGAAAAUCUAUUAGCAACUUCAGCAGAAAUGACCGGUGAAUUAGACUCACCGUUAAAGACACCAAGUGAUGAUGAGAUCACUGAUCAGGAGAAAGACAGAAAAUGUACUGAAAAUGCAGGAAACAUAACAGAAGAAUUAAGAAAUUCAAAUCAAAUGAGUAGUAGUUUGGACUCAUCGUUCAUCUUAAAUACAGUUAUUUAUGAGGACAUCACUGCUGAAGAGGUUGCUGAAAAUUCUCCAAGUACUGAAAAUGCAUUGAAAAGGCCAGAUGAAGUCACCAAUCUGUUAGCAACUUCAACUGAACUCACCAAUACUGUGGACUCAUCAUCCACCUUAAAGAUAUUUAGCGAUGAGGAGAUAGUUGCUAAGGAGUAUGGUGAAAAAUGUCCAAGUACUGAGUACGGGUUAAUGAGAACAGCUGAAAGCAACGCUGUAUUAACAAAUUUAACACAAUUCACUAGUCAGCAUCCAUCAGUAUUGAACUUGAAGACAGUUACUAGUGAAGAAGAGUUUGAUGAAAAGUGUCUGAACGCUGAAAAUGAGGUGAAGCAAACAGAGAAAGAUUCUAAUCUCUUAGCAACACAAUCAACACAACUGACGAAUUGCUUGGACACAUCAUUUAGCUUAGAGACAGAAAGUGAAAAGGGCUUCACUGAUUUUAGUGAUAAAGGUCUAAAUACUGAAAUUGAGAUGAAAACGCUGGAAGAAGACAACCAUCUGUCAGCAUCCUCAGCAGAAAUUAACACUAGGUUGGAAACACCAUUUACCUUUAAGGAAGUUAUUGAUGAGGAGCUCUUUCAUGAGGAACUUGGAGAAAAAUGUCCACGUACUGAAAAUGCAACAACAAGACCAGAAGACGCUCAUCUGUCAACAAAUUCAAAACAAAUUACCAGUGGUUUAGACUCACUCUCCCUGUUAAAGCCAGAUAGUGAUGCAGAGAUCACUGCUCUGGAGAAGGAGAGUUAUGAGAUCCCUGCUGUGGACUUCAUUGAAAAAUGUCCAAGUAUAGACAGUAUAAUAAAUGGAACAGAAGUCGUCACUCAUCUGUCAGCAAAUUCAAAACAAAUAAUCAGUAGUUUGGACUCUCUGUUUACCUUAAAUACAGUUAAUGAUGAGAUCACUACUGAAAAUUUUAGUGAAAAAUCUUCAAGUACUGAAAAUAGAAUAAGACCAGACGUUAUUGAUCUAUCAAUAGCGUCAACACUAUUGACCAGUACUUUGGACUCGUCAUUCCCCUUAAAGACAUAUGCUGACAAGAUCAAUGGUGAAAAAAGUACUGAAAAUAAAGUAAAUGAUGUAACUGCUGAGGGGAUUGGUACUGAAAUUGAAACGAAAAGAACGGAGCAAAACAUUCCUCUAUUAACGAACUCUGCACAAAUGAGCAGUAGUCUGAACUCAACAUUAUUGUUACCGCCAGUAGGUGAUGAAAUUACUGGUGAAACAUGUCCAGGUACUGAAAGUAGUUUGAACUCAUCAUUCACCUUAAAGAUCACAAAUGAAGAGUUUGCUGAAAAAUGUCCAAGUGCUGAAAAGACUAUGAAAAGCACAAAUGAAGUCUCGCAAGUAUUAACAACUUCAGCACAAAUAGUCAGUAGUCUGGACUCAUUUUUCACCUUAAAUACAGUUAAUGAUGAUCAAAUCACUGCUCAGAAACUUGGUAAAAAAUGUCAAAGUACUGAAAAUGAUCUGAAUACAUCAGGGGAUGCCACCAACACAAAACAGGAUAUAUAUAGUUUGGACUCAUCAUUCACCCUAAAGACUGCUGUGAUCCCUGUUGAAAAAUGUCCAGCUACUGAAAAUGCAGUGAAGAGAACAGAGGAUGCCACUCCUCUAUUGAGUAGUAGUUUGGAGUCCCCAUUCACCUUAAAGACAGCUAAUGAGAUCACUGAUGACACAUUUGGUGAAAAACGUCCAAGUACUGAAAAUUCAUUGAAGUCAACUGUAGACCGGACUUCUCUAUCCACAGACUUAACACAAUUGACCACCAGUCUGAAUGAUGAAUCCUUCACCCUAAUGACCGAUAAUAAUGAGAUCUGUCCUGAGGACCUAAGUAAAAAAGGUCCAAGUACUGAAAAUGCAGUGAACAGAACAGAGGAAGCCACCAGUUUAUCAAUAAACACAACACAGGCGAUACAUAGUUUGGACUCAUCAUUCACCCUGAAAACAGAUAGUACUGAAAUCCAUGCUGAAAACUGUCCAAAUACUGAAAAUGCAGUGAACAGAACAGAGGAAGCCACUCCUCGAUUAACACACAUGAUCAGUAGUUUAGACUCCUCAUUCACCUUAAAUGCAGAGGAGGUCACUGAUGAUAUGUUUGGUGAAAAAUGUCCAAGUGAAAAUGCAGUGAGGACAUCAGAUGAAGCUUCUUUAUCAACACGCUUAACACAAAUGACCAGCAGUUUGGAUUCAUCAUUCACCUUCAUGACAGAUAGUGAUGAGAUCCCUGCUGAGGACCUAAGUGAAAAAAGUUCAAGUACUGAAAAUGCAGUGAAUAGAACAGAGGAAGCCAGUCCUCUUUUAAUGACUUCGGCACAAAUGGUCAGUAGUUUGGACUCCUCGAUAGUGACCUUAAAGCCAGUUAGUGAGGAGCUCACUGAUCGGUUUGGCAAGAAAUGUCCAAAUACUGAAAAUGCAGUGAGGACAUCAGAUGAAGCUUCUUUAUCAACAGACUUGACACAAAUUAUCAGCAGUUUGGAUUCAUCAUUCACCUUCAUGGCAGAUAGUGAUGAAAUCCUUUCUGAGGAUUUUAGUCAAAAAUAUCCAAAUACUGGAAAUGGAGCGAACAGAACAGAGGAAGUCAGUCCUCUAUUAACACCUUCAACAAGAAUAAUCAGUAGUUUGGACUCCUCGUUCAUCUUAAAGACAGUUCGUGAGGAGACCACUGAUGAUGCAUUUGGCGAAAAAUGUCCUAGUACUGAAAAUAUAUUGAACGGGCCAGAAAAAGACACUCCUAUAAGCAGCUCGAUACAAAUGGCCAGUUGUUUAGACUCAUCAUUCAGCUUAAAGAGAGUUAGCGAGGAGAUCACUGACAAAUUGUUGUAUGACAAAUGUUCAAGUACUGAAAGUGAAGUGAAAAGAACAAAGGAAACCAAUUGUCUAUCCGGAAAUACGGAAAAUGUAGUGAACAGGACGGAGGAAGCCACUCAUCUAUUACACGACUCAACCCAAAUGAUCAGUAGUUUGUACUCAAAUCCAGUUAGUGAGGCCAUCGCUGAUAAGGACCUGGGUGAAAAAUGUCCAUGUACUGAAAAUUUUGGGGAAAGAACAGAGGUCACCACUCAUGUAUUAACAGACACAACACAAAUCACUAAUCUGAACACUACAUUGCUUUUAAAGACAGUUAGUGAUAUUUCUUCAGCUAUUGGAUUUGAUUCAGAAAAACAGAAUGAGGUUGAGCAAAUUAUCCAUACCCAUAGUUUAGAGCAUCUUGAUAAUUCAGAUUGUUUGGAUACCAAAUACAGUGGAGAUAGAAAUCGUAUAGAGUUGGGGAAUGUUCCAGAAAAAGAGAAUGAUCUUAAUGAAGGAAUUUCUUUUAAUAUUGCCUUUAAUGCAUUAUGUCAAGCUCCUUUAACCAGAUUUAGGGAUAUGACUUUUAAUGAAGCAGCGGUAAAUCAGAGGAGAAGUUCUGUUCAGAGUGACUCUGGCAUUUCCUCUUCAUUGCAAAGCGAUAUUUAUUCUGAUGAAAGGAAAUCAGAGAACUUGGGGAAAUUACACAAAGAUCACAGUGCUUUCAUUGAGCCACAGCAAACAGCAAGUACAUCCCCCAACGAGAGAGGUUCAGAGAGCUUAAGUACAAUAGAAGAUAUAAAAACACUAACAGAUAAUGAACCGUCUUUGUCCUCUUCCGCAUUGUUUAAUUUAUCAGACAUGGGAACUGCAGGGAAAACAAAUGUGAGUCCUGAAUCAAGUGAAAACAUGCAAGAUCAGGAAGACAAUGUAGUUUCUCAUUCAAUAGAUUUUGUUCAGACAAAUCUGAACGAGAAAGAUCUGAAUCAGUGUACUAAUAGCGUGAUUGUGGAAGGACCUGAGCAUGAGUGCAAGUCAGGUACAGUUAAUGACCAUGCAGCAUUUAAAGCAGUAGAGACCCAAUCCAGUCUUGCUGACAGUAAGACAAUCAGUGAUUAUGACUCAGUCAGUAUCAACACCUCAGAGUCUAUGGAUAUUUCACAGCUUUGCUCAAAGUUCCUGCCUGACAUAGCUCUCGGUGAUGAUUCAAACAAUAAGCAACGCUUAGCCGAGCAAGGUGGAGUACCUGACGCAGCAAUCGACGCCAGCUUGCCUAACUCAGGCUUUGUCAUAUCCGAGAAAAACAGAUAUGAUACAGAAGCCUUACAGUACAAAACUGCCAUCACUCCAGCGCACAUUGUGGGAGAACAAUCUUCAAAAUCUGUUACACUGAAAUCCACUAUUCCAACAAAUUCAUCACACAAAGACUUGCUUAAUGUUCAUACACCUCAAGACUCCAACAGUGUUGAACAUAAUGGAGAUAAGCGGUGUGCAAAUUCUUCAGAACUGGAAAAAACUGCAGUCAAAGGAUCUAUAAAUGAGAUCCAGAGCAAAGAAAGGCAAGCCCUUGACAACAGUGAGGACACCUCACCCACUGCUGCAACUCAACAUGACUCAUUUGUCACUCGGGUCCUUGUUGAGAGCAAAGAUCUAAGUCUGCUCAAGGAUUGGAGUGAACAUGAGGGAAUUCUUCCAGUGUGUGUAAAUCAAGAGAAGUGUCCAUCUUAUGUGGCCGGUCAUGGUCAGGAACCCAGUAGUCCAGAGCUAAUGCAGUCGCAGCUUCAAGAGAUGAUUCAGGAGAUGUCUGCUGGCAAAGAACCAGAAAUGCUGAAAGAAAUUUUAGGUCUGCUGGGAACCACUGCUCAGGGAGUUGAAGGCUCAUGUAUGGAAGGGAUUGAAAGUCAGCCCAAUGCUUCUGCCAGCAAUGAUUGUGCUGAUGAUGUCUUUCACUCAGCUUUGUCCAAUCAGCAGUGUUCUAAGGCAAAUGUUUCAACCAUUGAGGAAGCAGAGGAGGUCAAAGUUAGACCCAGAAAAUGUCCCACCCAGCAUUACUUGGAAUGUGUCGGUAAACUCCAGGAUCACUAUGACACACUUGAAGACAUCAGGAAUGACUUUUUGUCCCAAGGUCCUUUAGCGACUCACAUUGAAGGUUUACAAGACCAACUAGAAGCAGCUCAGUCUUUGGAGGCACAGCUUGCAGCAUUUCCUGGCAUUUUAACCUCAGAUUUGGAGGUGGCUGAGCAGCUUUUAAAAUCUGCUGAUGAACUCAUCCCGACACAAAUCCAACACGACUUAGCUACAGUUUUUGUAGAUUCGCAAGCAGCUUUCACAGAUGUUUGCCAUUUAUCAUCUGAGAGACGUAACGCAGUUCUCCAGGCCAUCGAUGCAGCCAAGGCAAAAUUAGAAUGUACGUCUCAAGAUCUUCUCCACUCUCUUGAAAAGCUGUCGUGUUGUAUUCAAGAUAAUUGUGUGAUGGUAUGUAAACUUGACAUCACGAACACAGAUGACUUGGAGACGGUUAAAUAUAAGAUACAACAAAAUAAGGACCUGGAGAAGAACCUUUCUGGCGCUCGACAGAAUCUAGAAGAUACAGCUUUUGAUGUUCAGAACUUCAUAUCUGAACAUGCACAGUUCCUAAACCCAGCCCAGAGCAGACAGAUGCUGAAAUCACUCAGUGCCACACAGAGAGCUUUUAAGGAACUGAUGGAGCGAGCGUUUACUCAGAGGCACACACUGGACCGCCAUUUGGAGAUCUGUGUGGAUGAGAUUCAGCAGCAGAAUGCUGUCGAGAGGCAGAAGGAGUUUGUAACCAAGCUGCAGGAGCUGUGUGAUGACCUAACACAGACUGAGAACCGUCUCAUCGGCCACCAGCAGCAAUCCAACGCUGCAAAGAGUGUCGGCGACCUCCAGCAGUACCAGCAAGAGAACCAGGCUUUGCAGAAAGACAUCCAGGCUAAUGUAAGCGCCUUGAACGAAGUGAUCAGUAGCACAAAGAAGUUCCUGGAGGAGAACCGGAGCAAACUGACACCUGAGCAGGUGACUGCUCUUGAGCACAAGGUGGAAGAGGUAACAAGCAAAGCCAAUAUGCUUAACCAGAGGGCAGAGGAAACAAGGAAAGAACUGGAGAACGUUUUGACGACCGUUAUCAAGCAGGAGACAGAAAAGGUUGCAGCUGUGGAACAACUUGAAGAGACCAAAAAUAAAAUCGAGGUUCUCUUAGACUGGGUAUCCAACAUCGGGAAAGAAAAAGAGAUGGGAGGAAUGGCCAAAGAGAAUGGAAACAUGCCAGUAGAAGGAAAGAUAACAGGAAGGGAAGAUGACCCUAAUGGAAAUGCACUGGACACUACAGAUAACAUCCCAGAGUGGUCAGGUGAAGACACUGAAGAAUUGGAUAUAGAUGAGCAAUAUGAGAGGCUUAAGGCUCACCACCAAAAGAUCCUCUCCCAGCAGCAAGACCUAAUCAUUGCCACCCAGUCUGCCCAGGCUCUGCUGGAUAAGCAAGCAGACAUUCUCUCUCCAGCUGAAAAAGAGAAGCUCCAGAAGGAUAUGCAGGAGCUGAGGGGGCGCUAUGAGGCUUCGCUCACCCAGGCUGAGCAGCAGAUGAAGCAGAUGCAGAGUGUUCAGGAGGAGCUUCGCAAGUUCCAAGGUGACUACGAGGAGUUUGGAGUAUGGCUGCAGCAGGCACAGGAGCAGCUGGCAGACCUGGGAGCCCCCACUGGCCACUUGGAUGUUCUGCAGGAGAAGCUUCAGAAGCAGAAAAGCUUCUAUGAGGACGUGAUCUCCCACAAGGGAGACUUGCGUUUCAUCACCAUCUCGGGCCAGAAAGUGCUUGAUGUGGCCAAGGCCUGCAGCCGUAGCGAGUCUAAGGAGAAACAGGGAUCGCUCGAGGUGGACACUUCAGGAACGUGUGCUGCUGUGAAGGAGAGGCUGGAUUCCACCACUACUCAAUACAAAGUCACGCACACCCAAUGCAACCAGCUUGGAAACAAUCUCAAAGAUGUCGUUGACAAGUACAAGAAGUAUGAAGACGCUUCUAGUGGCCUGUUGACGUGGCUCGAUAGUUCUGAGGCAGAGGCGAGAAGGCAGCAGUCCGAACCUAUUGCAGCAGACCCCCAAACACUCCAGAGACAACUGGAAGAGACCAAGGCUCUUCAAGGGCAGACGGCUGGCCAUCAGGUGGCUCUGGAGACACUACGCAAAACAGCAGAUGCUCUCAUCACAGCAGAGGGAGACCUGCUAAACAACAAGGAUGAGAUUCGGGAAGCAGUUGACGACAUUGCGGAACGGUACGAUAACUUGUCCAAAUCAGUGAGCGACCGGAAUGAGAAGCUGCAGGUGACGUUAACACGCUCGCUCAGUGUGCAGGAUGGUCUGGAUGAGAUGAUGAACUGGAUGAAGAAGGUGGAGGAAAAUGUUGUGGAGGAAUCCCAAGUGCCCCUAGACUCAGUUGCUAUUGCAGAUGCACUGAGCAGGGAGGCGGCUCUGGAGCAAGACAUGUCUAGCAGACAGAGCAGUAUCUCCACUAUGAAGGCCAAAGUGAAGAAGUUUGUCGAGACUGCUGAGCCAGCAGCAGCAGCUGCUCUCCAGGCGAAGAUGGAAGGACUGACACAACGCUUUGACAGCGCCUGCGAGAAGCACAAGCUGAAGAUUUCACAGAUGGAGCGGCUGAAGGACAAGGUGGAACACUUUGAGAAGACAUCUGAGAAGGUCCAGGAGUUUGUGCGGAAACAUUUGCACGCUCUCUAUGAGGCCGACGGACCUGGGAAAAAUGUAAACGAGCUCUCCCAGCUGGUGCAGGAUAUAAAUGCAGAGCUGGCUGAACAUGCAAAGGACAUGGAAACACUGCACUCGUUGUCGAAGGAGAUUUCUAACUCUGGCCCAGAGGGAAGCGCAGCUCUAAUUCAGAGCAAGAUGGCAAACCUGUCGAACACAUUUAAUACCUUUAAGGACACUGUUAAAGAGAAAGAGGAGGAGGUGGUGUCUUGCCAGGACCAGCUGAGUGAGUUCAAAGCAGCCGCAGGGGUGCUGAUGAAGUGGCUGGAGGAGACAAAAGAGCAAGUGCCUGUGGUUCAGCCCAACUGCAGUGAACAGGGCCUGGGAAAUGACAUGAAGAAAGUCAACGGCUUACUAGAAGAAUGGACUGCUAAAGCUCCCACUAUCCAAGAUAUGAAUAGCAAAGGGUCUGCACUGUGUACCCUAAUCAGUGUUUUGACAUCACCAGCCAAAGCCAGAAUGCAUCAUAAAUCAGGUUCAGCAGUCAGUAAUGGCUCAGGUCCAGGAGGUCCAUAUCUGACGAACAAAGAGCUGAUGCUUGUGCAGCAAAACAUGUCCUGCAUCAAUGAGGAUUAUAGCAGUCUUGGGGAGUUGCUGAAGGCCAGGUCCACAGAGCUUAGUGCGCUGUUGCUGAAGGUUCAAGGGGUCCAGCAUGAGGCUCGGUCAACGCUCCAGUGGUUGGAGAACAUGAAGAAGACAGCAGUAUCUUGGAACUCUGAGCCAGCAGGCAAAGAUUCAAUGAAAAUGCAAAUGGAACGGCAGAAAGCUUAUGAGGAAAAUAUGCACCAAAAACAGCAGCAGUACCAAGAACUGAGGGAGAAGCUACUCCACCUGAUAAACGAAAGCCCUGAUUCACCUGAAGCAGAAAAAUGGAAGAACAUGCUGAAACAGAUGGAUGCAGGAUGGGAGGAGGUCAGGGGCUCUGUGGAGAACAGGAAGCAGCAUCUGGAGGAGUCAUCUCGCAUGCUGGAGCUCUUCCAGACAAACCAACCACAGCUCUCACAGUGGCUUCAAGAGAAAGAUCUGAUGCUGAGUGUUCUGGGCCCUCUAUCUGUGGAUCCCAAUAUGCUCAACACGCAAAAGCAGCAGGUCCAGAUUCUUCUGAAAGAGUUUGAAGGCCGCAAACCUCAGUAUGAGCAGCUGAAUGAAGCUGCCAUGGUUAUCAGUAAUGCAUCAGGAAAUCAGGACCCUACGGUGGAGAAGGUAAAGAAACAGUUGGAUGUUAUUACCCAGAAGUGGCAGGGUCUGACAAGCCAGCUGUCUGAGCGUGAUGCCCUCAUUGUGCAAGCUGUGGGUAAGACCACUGAGUUCCAGGAGCUUCUGCGGCACCUGGGUGAGAGUGUAGCAGCCAUGGAAUUACAGCUGAACGGCCAGCAGACCCUCAGCACACAACCUGACGCAGUCAAGAAGCAGCUAGAAGCCACUAAUGCUGUCCUGUCUAAGCUAUGUGAAGAGAAGAAGAGGCUAAAGGAGGCAGAAAGUCUCUGCUCCGAACUUUCAGCUCUAGUGACUGAGGAGUAUCUCAGAGCCAACCUCACAGCACAGCUGGAAAGCGUCUCCAAGCCCUUUAAGAUGCUUGAAGACAAAGCAGGAAAGCGGAUUCAACAGCUCACCUCCACCUUUGCCAGCUCCCAAGAAUUUCAUCGGACGUCUAAAGACUUCCAGAGCUGGCUAGAGCAAACGCUUAAGGAGCAGGCCAGGCCCCAGUCAAUCUCAACCAAGGAGGAGACUCUGUUACAAAGUCUGAGGGAGCACAGUGCUAUCCAGAGUGCACUGAGUCAACAAGAGGAACCAUACAAGAACAUUAUGCAGGAAGCAGAGGCUCUCCUACAGAACACGGAGGGAGAGGAAAAGUUGGCCCUCCAAGGACAGCUCUCAGCCCUCAGGUCCAACUGGGAGAAAGUAAAGCGGGGUGCCACGGAGAGAGCAGAAAAGCUUAAUAUAGCUGUGGAGAGGGCCAAAAAAUACAAAGAACAUGCAGAGAGCUUGGGCACUUGGCUGCAGGAGUGUGAAGACAGGAAAAACAGGGCAAAUUUCAGCGUGAAUCCUGUAGAAGUUGAGGACUCUCUCUCACAGGUAAAGGCCAUCCAGAGGGAUGUGGACAAACAUCGCGGUCAGAUGGAGCUGCUGAACGUAGCUGCUGAUAGCCUUUUAGAGGUGGCCACAGCAGAUGUAGCUGACGUGAAGGAAGAGAAGAGUGUUAUUGGGAAGAAUGUGGAUAAGUUGAUAGAAGGGUUGCAGCUCAAGAAAGAAACUCUUGAGAAGCUCUCACAGAAGUUGAAAGAGUUCAGUGACGAACACAAAGACAUCUCAGACCAAAUUGAGGGCGCCAGAAAGCAACUAGAAUACCAAUCGGGUCUUGGUGUCCAAGGUUUUAGUAACAAGAACCUAACUAACAUGAAGGAUCAGCAGAAAAAUUUAGAGGGUGUGCAGAACCAGAUCGAGAACCUCAAAAGCCUAGCACAAAGUUUGGUCGUGGAUGUACCAGAAGUUGAAGGCGUGAUAGAGCUCCUCCUUCAGACAGACACUUUGGAGAAAGAGCACAGCUCCGUCAGUAAAGCAAUUGAAGACAAGUGCUUCACACUGGAGAACAAACUGCAGGGCAUCGGACAGUUCCAGGACAGCAUUCGGGACAUGUUCACCACCUUUGCAGACCUGGACGACGAAUUGGAUAGUAUGGGCCCAGUAGCCAGAGACCUGAAAACUCUACAAGAUCAACAAAGAACCUUCCAAAACUUUGUGACAAAACUCCAGGAUCUGAUGACCAGCACAGCCAGUGCCAGAGAUAACUGCAAGAAGAUGCUUGAAUCAGAGGCCUCACCAGAUCUACUGGGCCUGAAGAGAGACUUGGAGGCCCUGAGCAAGCAGAGUGGCAAACUGAUGGAUCGGGCCACUGGGAGUAAAGAGCAGGUUGAGGAUACAAUGAAGCAUCUAGAGGAGUUUUACCACAAGCUGGACACUUUCACAAAGAAAAUGGCUGGUGCAGAAGAGCAGGAGGAAUCCCAAGGACCAGUUGGCAUGGAAACUGAGGUCAUUAACCAACAGCUGGAGGGUUUCAAGGUUUUCCAGAAAGAGACGAUUGAGUCACUGCAAACACAGUUGCAAGAGGUAAAUUGGUUAGGCCAGGGGCUUAUUCAGAAUGCUUCCAAAGGGACCAGCACCAAAGCCCUUGAACAUGACCUGGAGGACGCCAAUACGAGAUGGAACACCCUGAACAAAAAGGUAGCAGAACGUUCAGUGCAGCUUCAUGAAGCUUUGCUGCACUGUGGAAGGUUUCAGGAUGCUCUCGAAUCCCUGUUCAGCUGGCUGAAAGACACAGAAGAGCUGGUGGCCAGUCAAAAGCCUCCAUCAGCAGAAUUUAAAGUUGUCAAAGCACAAAUACAAGAACAGAGGCUCUUACAGAAGCUGCUAGAUGACCGCAGACCCACAGUGGAGCUUAUUAAGAAGGAAGGGGGGAAAGUUUUGGAGAUGGCUGACUCUGUGGAUAAAGAGAAGAUUGGAAAGGAGAUUGAUAGCCUCGGGAAUAGAUGGGAUGCUCUGCUCAAGAAAGCCGAGAGCAGACGCAAGCAGUUGGAGAGCAUUUUGGGGGUGGCCCAACAGUUCCAUGAGACCCUUGAGCCGCUAACAGAGUGGCUCACUGUUACAGAGAAAUGCCUGGCCGGUUCCGAGCCCAUUGGUACUCAGACCUCUAAACUUGAAGAGCAGAUCUCCCAACAUAAGGCUUUAGAGGAGGAGAUUAUAGGGCGCAGUAAGAGCUUGUGCCAGGCAGUGAGUCUUGGCCAGGCUCUGCGGUCACUCAUCUGCGUGGAUGAUAAAGAACUCGUCCAGGCUAAACUGGACAGCAUUCAGGGCGGCUACAUCGAGUUGCAGGAACGCUGCCGAACAAAGGCCGAGCUGCUGCAGCGGGCCCUGGCUAAUGCGCGGCUGUUUGGAGAGGACGAAGUGGCACUCAUGAACUGGCUGGACGAAAUACACGGCAGACUGAGCCACAUCUCUGUCCAGGACUAUACACCAGCCGUACUGGCUAAACAGCAUGCGGACCAGCUGGCACUUCAUGAGGAUAUUGAAUUAAGGAGACAGCAUGUUGAACAGGCCCUUCAGAAUGGACUUGAGCUGCUCAAACAGACCACAGGCGAUGAAGUUGUCAUCAUUCAGGGCAAACUGGACGGAAUAAAGACAAGAUACGCUGACAUUAGCACAAUGAGCAAUGAUGUAAUGAAGACCCUGGACAAGGCCCUGUCGCUGGCUAACAAGGUACAACACACGCAUGAGGAGCUGUGCUUCUGGUUGGAGAAGGUGGAGUCUGAAUUGGCCACGUUUGGAGCACAGGAACCAGUGGGAGAGCAACUCACUCAGGUGCAAGAGAGGCAGAAAGCAUUAAUGAAGGAGGUUCAAGAGCACAAGUCAGUAGUAGAUAAGCUGAAUGAAGUCAGCAACGCUCUGCUAGAGCUGGUGCCCUGGCGUGCCCGAGAGGGGCUUGAUAAACUGAUCACAGAGGACAACGAGCGCUAUAGGUCAGCAAGUGAUGCCAUCUCUCAGCAUGUGGACCAGACAGGAGCCGCCAUCUUAAAAUCGCAGCAGUUUGAGCAGGCUGCAGACACUGAAUUAGCCUGGCUGACUGAAGCAGAGAAGAAGUUGUCAUCUCUAGGGGACAUCAAGCUGGAGGCAGAACACACCACUGCUCAGCUGCAGGCUCAAAAGGGCUUCUCCAUGGACAUUAUGAGGCAUAAAGAUGCCGUGGAUGAUAUCACUAAGACAGGCGAGGCGAUAAUGGAAAGCAAAGACGAGACUGAGAAACAAGCUCUAAAGUGUGACUGUGUUGUUCAGGCUAAGAUCCAGGCUCUCAUGGAGAAGUACAACAUGGUGAGUCAGUUGAACUCGGAGCGCUGUCUGCAGCUGGAGAGAGCGCACUCCCUGGCCUGCCAGUUCUGGGAGACUUAUGAGGAGUUGUGGCCAUGGCUGCAGGAGACCCAGGCCAACUUCACCCACCUCCCGUCACCUGCCAUCGAAUAUGACACACUCAGACAGCAACAAGAGGAACUGCGGCAACUGAGGGAGUUGAUUGCAGAGCAUAAGCCGCACAUAGACAAGAUGAACAAAACGGGCCCUCAGCUGGUGGAGAUCAGUCCACUGGAGGGCGAGUCCAUCAGGGAGAAAUUCCAGGCCACAGACAAGUUGUAUGCACAGCUUAAAGCAGAUGUUAAGCAGAGAGCUGCAGCCCUGGAUGAGGCCAUCUCUCAGUCUACUCAGUUCCAUGAUAAGAUCGACCCAAUGCUGGAGUCUCUGAAUCGUAUAGCGGAGCGUUUGCGCCAGCCGCCCUCCAUCUCCGUGGAAGUGGAGAAGAUUCGUGAGCAGAUUUCUGAGAACAAAGCUGUGAACGUGGACUUGGAGAAACUGCAACCAUCUUAUGAAACGCUGAAGCAGCGAGGAGAGGACAUGAUCACUCGCUCAGAGGGCGCAGACAAAGACCUGUCAGCCAAAGCUGUACAAGACAAACUGGAUCAGAUGGUAUUUGUGUGGCAUGAUAUCCAUGCUCUGCUGGAUGAGAGGGAGGCUAAACUUCUGGAUGUGAUGGACCUGGCUGAGAAGUUCUGGUGUGAGCACUGUGCUCUCAUCAUCACCAUCAAAGACACACAGGACUUGAUGAAAGACCUGGAGGAACCUGGAGUCGACCCCUCCGUUGUUAAACAGCAACAGGAGUCUGUGGAGGGGUACCGAGAGGAGAUUGACGGUCUUCAGGAGGAACUGAACGUGGUCCAGAAUCUAGGAGCAGAGCUGAUGACAGCCUGUGGAGAACCAGACAAGCCUGUUAUCAAAAAGAGCAUCGAUGAGGUGAACGUGGCAUGGGAGACUCUGAAUAAGACCUGGAAGGAGCGAGUGGACCGACUGGAGGAGGCCAUGCAGUCUGCUGUACAGUUCCAGGAUGGUCUUCAGGGCAUGUUUGACUGGGUGGAUAUUUUGGAGAGUAAACUGGAUUCCAUGUCACCUGUGGGCACAGACCUGGAAACAGUGAAACAGCAGAUUGAGGAGCUCAAGGAGUUCAAAGGUGAGGGAUACCAGCUUCAGAUUGAGAUGGAGAGGCUGAAUCACCAGGCAGGACUGCUACUGAAAAAAGUUCUGGAGGAAGCAGACCGCGUUGCCAUUCAGGAGCCGAUGAGCGAACUAAAAAUGCUUUGGGACAACCUGGACGAGAAGGCCAUCAAUAGACAGCACAAGCUGGAGGGAGCCUUGUUGGCAUUAGGGCAGUUCCAGCAUGCUCUGGAUGAGCUUUUGGCCUGGCUGACUCAUACUGAAGAGCUGCUUAGUGGACAGAAGAAAACCAGUGGCGAUCCCAAAGCUAUAGAGAUAGAACUUGCCAAACACCAUGUGCUGCAUAAUGAUGUACUGGCCCAUAAGACCACAGUGGAAGCAGUGAACAAAGCUGGCAGAGAUUUGAUGGAGUCCAGUGCAGGAGAGGAGGCGUGUGGCCUGCAGAGCAAGCUGGAAAACCUUAACCAACGUUGGACAAGCAUCCUGGAGAAGACUGAGCAGAGGAGGCAGCUUCUGGACAUUGCCUUACUCCAGGCCCAAGGUUUCCAUGGGGAGAUUGAAGAUAUGCAACAAUGGCUGAAAGACACAGAAUGUCAGCUGUUAACAUCAAAAGCAGUUGGAGGCCUACCAGACACGGCCCGCGAGCAGCUUAAAACCCAUCUGGAGUUAUGUAGUGCAAUAGAGGUGAAGGAAGACCUCUACCAGAAGCUUCUUCACAGAGGUCAGCAGCUGAUAGCCAUGACCCAGGAGAACCAGGACAGCAGUACUGAGCAGGACCUCCACAACCUUCAAGAAAAGUGGGAAUGUGUGCAGGCCAAAGUGGCUGAGAAGAAGGUGAAACUGGAAGAGGCAUUAGCGAUGGCCACAGAUUUUCAUAAUUCUCUGCAGGACUUCAUUAAUUGGCUGACUCAAGCAGAGCAGACCCUCAACAUGGUCUCUCCAGCCUCCCUCAUCCUGGAAACUAUCUUGUUCCAGAUUGAUGAACAUAAGAUCUUUGCAACUGAGGUCAACUCACACCGAGAUCAAAUCAUUGAGCUGGAUAAGACAGGCACCCAUCUGAAAUACUUCAGCCAGAAGCAGGAUGUGGUCCUGAUUAAAAACCUGCUCCUAAGUGUACAAAGCCGCUGGGACAAAGUAGUGCAGCGUUUGGUGGAGCGAGGACGCCUGCUGGACGAUGCGAGGAAACGUGCAAAGCAGUUCCAUGAGAGCUGGACGAAGCUGAUGGAGUGGCUGGAGGAGUCAGAGAGAGCUCUGGACUCUGAGCUGGAGAUCGCUAAUGACCCUGACAAGAUCAAAAUGCAGCUGGCUCAGCACAAGGAGUUCCAGAAGGCCCUGGGUGCCAAGCAUUCCGUGUACGACACCACCAGCCGCACAGGCCGAGCCUUGAAGGAUAAGACCUCACUCCAGGAUGACAAGCAGAAACUGGACGACAUGCUCUGUGAGCUUAGAGACAAAUGGGACACGAUUUGUGGCAAGUCUGUAGAAAGGCAGAACAAGUUGGAGGAGGCUCUGCUGUUUUCAGGCCAGUUCACUGAUGCUCUGCAGGCUCUGAUUGACUGGCUUUAUAAAAUAGAGCCGCAGCUGGCAGAGGACCAGCCUGUGCAUGGAGACAUCGAUUUGGUGCUGAACCUCAUCGAUAGCCACAAGGUGUUUCAAAAGGAGCUUGGAAAGAAGACAGGCUCUGUACAGGCUCUGAAACGUUCGGCCCGUGAGCUGAUUGAGAACAGCCAUGACGACUCUUCCUGGGUCAAAGUUCAGAUGCAGGAGCUGAGCUUGCGCUGGGACACGGUGUGCACCCUGUCUGUUUUAAAACAGACACGGCUUGAACAAGCUCUGUGUCAGGCAGAAGAGUUUCACUCGACUGUUCAUAUCCUGCUAGAGUGGUUAGCUGAAGCAGAACAGAGCCUCCGUUUCCAUGGGUCUCUGCCUGAAGAUGAGGAAGCCCUGCGUGGCCUGAUCGAACAGCACAAAGAAUUCAUGAAGAAGCUGGAAGAAAAGAGUGUGGCUCUGGGCAAAGCCACCAGCAUGGGCGAAGCGAUCUUAGUUAUCUGCCAUCCAGACUCCAUCACCACUGUGAAACACUGGAACACCAUAAUUAAAACCCGCUUCGAGGAGGUCACAGCGUGGGCACGGCAGCAUCAGCAGAGGUUAUCUAGUGCUCUGAGUGAGCUUAUGGCGACUGAAGAGCUCCUGGAGAAUCUGCUGAGCUGGUUACAAUGGGCAGAGACCACACUUACUGAGAAAGACAAAGAUGCCCUGCCUCAGGAGAUUGAGGAGAUCAAAGCACUCAUCACUGAGCAUCAGACCUUCAUGGAGGAGAUGACCAGAAAACAGCCAGAUGUGGACAAAGUCACUAAAACUCAUAAAAGAAAAGCCACAGCUGAUCCACCAGUUCAGUCUCAGAUUCCAGUACUGGAAAAAGGAAGAACAGGCCGAAAGAGAUCCCAGGCCCAGUCCAUGUAUCCAGCGACUGUCCAGGCUCCGAUAGAGACUAAGAACCCCAGAGUGAACCUGUUGGUCAGUAAAUGGCAGCAGGUCUGGCUUUUGGCCCUGGACAGGAGAAGAAAACUGAACGACGCACUGGACCGACUAGAGGAGCUGAAAGAGUUUGCCAACUUUGACUUUGAUGUCUGGAGGAAGCGCUAUAUGCGAUGGAUGAACCACAAGAAAUCCCGUGUCAUGGACUUCUUUCGUCGCAUGGAUAAGGAUCAGGAUGGCAAAGUCACCAGGCAGGAGUUUAUUGACGGGAUUCUUUCUUCAAAGUUUCCCACCAGUCGACUGGAGAUGAGUGCUGUAGCAGACAUUUUUGAUCGUGAUUGUGAUGGCUACAUUGACUACUAUGAGUUCGUUGCUGCUCUGCACCCUAACAAAGAUGCCUACAAACCACUUACUGAUGCUGAUAAGAUAGAAGACGAGGUAACGCGCCAAGUGGCAAAGUGCAAGUGUCCAAAACGGUUCCAAGUGGAGCAAAUUGGUGCGAACAAAUACCGGUUCUACCUCGGAAACCAGUUUGGUCUGGUUCACUGCUUACAUGAUCCGUUAAUCGCCGAUGAGAGUAUAACAAACAGGGACAAUCAAAAUCUAAACUCCCAACUGCACGUUGCUGUUUUGGAAAGCUGUAUCCUGUUUGGAGACUCGCAGCAGCUCAGGCUGGUGCGGAUCCUGCGCAGCACUGUUAUGGUGCGAGUGGGAGGAGGCUGGAUGGCCCUUGAUGAGUUCCUAGUCAAGAACGACCCGUGUAGAGUUCAUCACUACGGGAGUAAAAUGUUACGCUCGGAAUCAAACUCGUCCAUUACUCAGUCUCCUAUAGGUUGGCAACUCUCACACUUUCUCUCCUUGCUCCAUCCCAGUGCUAAAGGUAGGACCAACGUGGAGUUGCGAGAGAAGUUCAUUCUUCCGGAAGGGACCACUCAAGUGAUGGCCAGCUUUCGCUACAGAGGUCGAAGGUCACGGCCAUCCUCAAGAGGUGCCUCCCCGAACAGGUCGAACUCCAGCCACAGUUGUGCUGCACAGCCCAACCCUGCUGCGACUGGUACACCGAAGACUCUCCAACAUUUAACCCGCAAUUAUGAUAAACCCUGGCUGACAAACAGCAAAUCAGCUACUCCCUUAAAGUCGUCCGACUCUUUUGAGAGCCAGGGGUCAUCCAAUGAGAGUACACCCAUCCAAGGUAGCAAGCUCCGUUUGCCUGGUUAUUUAUCAGGAAAAGGUUUCCAAUCAGGAGAGGAGGGAAGCCUGAUAAACACUGCUAUUCUAAAAGCUAGAAGUCAGACUGCUGGUUACAGUAAGAUUCCCAGCAGGCCCGGAAGUAAGGCAGGGAGCCGUGGAAGCAGCCGGCGUGGGAGUGAUGCCUCUGACUUUGACAUCUCUGAUAUCCAGUCUGUCUGUUCUGACGUGUCGGAGACGGUGAUGGACUCUGCAAGGCCACGCUCGUCUCCACGGCAGCCUGGAGUUAAACCCUCCAAAAUCCCUACACCACAGAGGAGGAGCACAGCCAGCAGCAAACUGGCCAAAACCACGACCAAGAGAUAGUCAGCAGCUGGCUUCUAUCUUUACAGCACUGUGCUGGAACACACUGGACAAAAACUGGACUCCUGAAGACACUAAAAACUGCAAAAUGUCCUUAUUUAAAAUGAACAAGUAGCAAGUUGUAAAUUAUAAAAGGAAAAAAAAAAAGUGUAGCAAGUUGUAAAUUAUUCCAAGGAGAAACGAGGUGAAGUAAGUGGGAUUGAUGCUGUGUGAGUGGAACAUGACAGUUUUGUGUAUUUGUUGUGUAUUUUUAAUUUCUGUGAAUAAUGUCGCAUCAGAUUUUAUUUUAUUUUAUUGUAUCGCUGCUACAACCUGAGAGGUUAGCAAGCACUGGCAGGAGAAAAGGACUGUACAUGGUGAAGCUAAAUAACAAUUUUCCAUAUUCUUGGAUUGAGCUCACUUUGAAAGCGGAUCGUACUGUAAAUCUCCACAAGCUUGCGAAUAAUAUUAUGCCGCUGCGAUUCACCAGGGCACCCUGACUAUUUAUUCAUCUAUUUAAAGUGCAAUGAUGUGUUGCUGAGAAUGCAUUUUAAAGGGCAAUACAAUACUAACUAACUGUAAUCACUGCAAGUGCUCCUCCUAAAACACUACAUGGCCUUCAGUACAAAACAACAAAAAACAGUCCAUCAUAUCCACCUGCUAAAUAAUGUUUUAAGUUCCUAAUCGUAUCAUUGUGUGCCAUUUAACUUUGACAAGAACCUUCCACGGUUCUAACUAGCAGAUAUUCAUAAGUGCAUUCAUGUCUGUGUACUGUAUGAGUCGGUGUCAGUGAAUUACUCAACAUUUUUGUAAUAAACCUGCUUGCAGAAAGCUUUGGCAGUAUCGAAAAAGCAAAGCCUGCUCCUGUUUACAUUCA
Molecule: messenger RNA, 26892 nt
Organism: Ictalurus punctatus (channel catfish)
Lineage: Eukaryota; Metazoa; Chordata; Actinopteri; Siluriformes; Ictaluridae
Gene: dst
Product: dystonin
Exons: 102
Coding region: 876-26039 (8387 amino acids)
Biological process (GO): intermediate filament bundle assembly; wound healing
Cellular component (GO): keratin filament; cytoskeleton; cell junction
Molecular function (GO): calcium ion binding; microtubule binding; structural molecule activity
Source: RefSeq, a predicted model, not a curated record